This is a messenger RNA of Gaeumannomyces tritici R3-111a-1, 3824 nucleotides long. Its product is annotated as para-nitrobenzyl esterase. The coding region runs from base 1503 to 3452 and encodes 649 amino acids. NCBI's taxonomy places the organism in Eukaryota, Fungi, Ascomycota, Sordariomycetes, Magnaporthales, Magnaporthaceae. The transcript has a single exon. The record is from RefSeq and is a predicted model, not a curated record.
CCUUUCUCUACUGUGCUGCCAAUCGCGACCUCCAGGAGCACGCUGCUUUUUGCCCUUUAGAACCCCCUUCCCAGGCUCAGGCUCAGGCUCAGGCCCUGUGCCAAGAUGGAAUGGCACUGCCCAACGGCGGAUGCUUCGUCUAUUAGCAUCCGGGGCAGUCCUAGCGCCAGCAUCGCCUACAUCUGAUGCUCGGGCCGUCCAUCGAUGUCGUCCUAUGGAGCCAUCGGAACCCACAAGCCCACCCAGCGAGAUUCCCAUGGGCGGAUUCCCAUGCCGCUCUUAGCAUGGAGCCAAGCUUCUGCAUUGUGGCGUAGCGACGAUUGCCAAUGCCAUUCCGAUGCCCCAUUCGGUGCUUGCCGGAUGCUUGCACACAUUAGGGUCUUGCACGUCCCAUACUUUAAUCAUUUUUCGUUUCAAAACAUGCUCGCCUGCCCGGCCACGGACUCCCCGGCUGCCCUGGUCCGGAGGCUGUCAGAUCCCGCCGAACCGAAGCGGCAGGUCGGUGCGAGGUCUGCCAGGAGAUCCGGCCCAUGGACACAGGCCCAACCGUUCCCCUCGCCAAGGCCUGAAACCGAUAAAUCCACUGUCGUCCCCUGCCUUCUGAAAAAAGGUUCGCGUCUCACACAGCUUCGUCCAACGUCGGGAAAGACCUGCCGUCAAUCAAGGCAGCUGGGGUUCGGACAAGGCUGGGAUGGCGUCGAGACCUUGUUCUUUUCCUGUGUACAUGAAUUAUAACUGCUGGUUCCCUCCCGGACGCCUCCAUCAAACCUGCCUCUGAGCCUCUGGCCUUGUGACGAUGCAGUUCUACACUGCUAUCUUGGGGGUGUGACUGGGUUCGAGAUAUUCGACAGCAAUAACUUGUUUCGACCUCGCCUGUAACCAUGCAGGUUCAUGCCAGCACCAUGGUUCACUCUCGCAACCCACACCUUCAAGCAGCAACCUAAGUCACUUUGGUUGAUUACGGACGAUUUGGCGGAGCUGACGGGUCAUGAACAGCAAAUUGUGCAAGAAAAGGCAGGAAACAAAUUUCAUUCCGCACCAAGACACCCAACCCGCCACUAUUGUCAUGGCGGGCUGGUGUGCUCGCCGCCUGAAUGCCAAAGGGCCUUGAUUGACCCAAAGAUAAGAAGCCUCAAGCAGAGGAUCGAGCACGAAAUGCUUGAGCAGGAAAUGGGGCUCAAUAGAUAGAUGGUGGCUUGUCGAAGUCGAACCGGAGCGACGAGAGCUUGUGCGGUCGUAUGAGCAAUCUUGACGAUGACCAGGGCGGAUCGUGUAUUCCGGCCAGUCCAGAAAAGACAGGACUAAAAGGCUGGCAGACAAGGGGUUGUUUAUGGGCUGCAUCCUGGUGCCGGAUAUGGUGAGCUACUACUCCAACACCGACAACAUAGUCUGUACCUUCUCUCCUCCGGCCUGCCAAGCGGCCUAGUCCGAUUGUCGGGCGCGUCCAGUCCACACCUAUCCUUAGCCGAGAGGGGUUCGGCCCUGACCUGGGUCGGGGAACCAUGACUCGCCGCCGCUGCAACGGACCUGCGUCGCCGCAGCGGGAAGGUGACAUCGCACGCCAUCAGAAAGAGGAGACACACCGCACCUUACACCCCCGACCUCGGGGAACAUCCACGGAGAUGCGCCGGGCUUGGCUCUUGGCCGGGAUAUAUCACCAGACCGUCGACCGGCACAAGGCCCCGCUCUCCUCCUCGUCCUACUCCCAGUCACCGCACCUACUCCAGGCCACCCCCACCGAACCCGCCAUGAGGUUCUCACGGGCAAACGCGCUCCUCGCCGGGCUGCAGGCCGCCGUCUUUCCGUCCGCCGCCCUAGGCCAGGACAACGGCAGCUGCGACGCCUACAACACCAUCUCGCUCGGCGACUACGGCUCCUUCUCCGGCACCGUCGUCAACUCGACCCAGACCGGCCGCCCGCUCCCCGCCCCCGUCGACGCCUGGCUGGGCAUCGACUACUCGACGCAGCCCGUCGGCGACGGACGCUUCCGGCCCGUGACGUGGCCCGCGCCCUUUGACGGCGUCAAGCCGGCCGUCAGGUUCGGCAAGUCGUGCGUCCAGGGCCCACCAGGCACCAUCCCGGCCGGGGAGGAGGACGAGGCGUGCCUCAGCUUCAACGUCUUCCGCACCCGGGGCGUGCCGCUCGACCAGAAGACGCCGGUGCUGGUGUGGAUCCACGGCGGCUCCUUCUACCUCGGGUCCUACCGCAGCUUCGACGCCGCCGCCUUCGCCGCCUCGUCCAAGGUCCCCAUCACCGUGGUCAACUUCCACUACCGCCUCAACUCGCUCGGCUUCCUGCCCUCGACCCUGUUCGAGGAGGAGGGCCUGCUGAACCUGGGGCUGCGCGACCAGAACUUCUUCCUGCAGUUCGUGCAGCGGCACAUCGCCUCCUUCGGCGGCGACCCGGACGCCGUCACCAUCGGCGGGCGCUCCGCGGGCGGCCACUCGGUCGGCAUCCACUACUUCCACAACUACGGCGAGGACGCCGGCCGCAGCCUGUUCCGCGGCGCCAUCCACCAGUCGGGCUCCGUCACGGCCCGCGCCUUCCCCAACUCGACGUACCCGCUCUACGUGCGCCAGUUCAACGAGUACAUGCAGUUCCUAGGCUGCCCGCAGGACCAGGGCAACGAGGCCGCGCUCGCCUGCCUGCGCGCCGCCGACAUCGCCAAGAUCCGCUCCAUCUCGUCCAAGCUCUACCUCGAGGGCGACGGGCCCCUCACCUGGCCCUUCCAGCCGACGGCCGGGGGCCCGCUCCUGGAAAAGUUCGGCUCGCAGUCCGGGUACGACGGCACGUUCCACCACGUCCCGACCAUCACGACGACGACGACCAACGAGGGCAAGUUCUACGUGCCCGGCAACCUCGAGACCAACCAGCAGUUCCUCGACUACCUGCACAACAUCUCGCCCGCGCUCGACGCCGCCGACCUGCGGCUGCUCGAGGACCUGUACCCGGACCCGGCCGCGCGCCCGGACUCGCCCUACGCCAACUCGCCCAACAGCACGCAGUACGAGCGCAUCGCCGCCGCCUGGAGCGACUACGCCUACAUCUGCCCGGGCCAGGAGACGGCCUACCGGGCGGGCGCGGCCGGCGUGCCCGUGUGGAAGGCGCGGUUCGACACGCCCAACUUCACCCCCGCGUGGCAGGGCAUCCCGCACACGGCCGACGCGCGCUACACGUGGGACGAGCCGACGGCGCAGCACGUCGACGUCUCGCACGUCUACCACGCCUACCUGGCCAGCUUCGUCGCCGCCGGCGACCCAAACGCGCACAGGUGGCCCGGCGCCCCCGAGUGGCCCGCCUACAGGCCGUCGGGCUACGGCCUCGGCUCGGAGCCGGCCGACCAGCUCGUCGUCCGCCCCGAGGGGGGCACCAAGGUCGAGAAGGACGACAUCCGCCGCAAGGAGUGCCUGUACUGGCGCAGUCCCGAGAGGGCGCCUCGGUUGAACAAAUAAAAAGUACGAAACAUCAGCAUGUGGAAAAGGGGACGGGGCGGUUCAGGCAGAAGGUCACAGAAAGUAAUUUUUAGUAUUCAACUAUGAUAGAAAGGGGGGGUUUGGAGAAAUUCCUGCAUUGUGGUUGCCUAGAAAAAGGUUGUCAUAUCUCUAGAAAUGUUGGCAGAAGUGCAAAGGGGAUAGAUGCGGGCUAUCUCUCUCUGGCCAUGAUCGUCGUCAGGCAUCCCAACCCUGGUUCCUCAUAUACACCUUCACGACCGUGUAAAAUAUGGCAGCAAUGACGACGAGCAUGAACAGAAUGCAGAAAAAUAGCAGGCAGACGUCCCAAGAGAACAGAAAACGCAACCGGUCCCGGACGGAGUGGUUGAAACG